AUGGCAGCAGAAGAAUCUGAGAUUGUUAGCGCUUCAGAAGUAAGCAACGUAUCCAACACGGAGGAGUCUUUAUUAGAGAAGAUUCAAGCCAAAUUUGGGGAAGAAAUAAAGACCGCUUUUGAAAGUAAGUCAGUUUUUCUCACCGGCAGCGUGCACAGUUCAAAGAUGUGAGUGAGACUGUGGUUUGAACGAAGCUUGACACUUUACCUGAUGUAAAUAGAAUGUUUUUUGUGUUUACUGCAAUUCAUCUAAUUGGAACUGCUGUAGAUUGCUUUAUUCCAAACAGUGUCAAUAAUUCAACACUGAAUAUGUAUCUGAAAUUAAACAUUAAACUCUUGUUUCUUAGAGGAGGAGAUAAUUGAUGACGCCUCGAUUGAAGACUUGACUCAGAGAGAACCGGACGCGCCAAUAUUUUCGAGAUUGGGUUUAACGUAUCGAAAAGCGGUGAAAUUUAGAAAAGAAUUUGGAAGACACGUAAAUUCAUUGCAGUCAAGACCAUCGUCUCCACAGGUUAAACCAACAAUGGCGGCUAUGGCUGGCUUUUCACCAGAAAUGAAGCGACUAUAUUUAGCAAAGUAAGGCGAUUUUCUACUAACUCAUUGCUGACUAUGGGCGUUCUGGUUAUAUUAACCUUUCGGGCCCGGAAAGCUGUUUUAGGUUUGCCUGUUUAAUUCAAGGUCCACACGAAAAUGACGCACGAUGAAACAAUCAGUUAAUUAACGAAGCAAAAUUGACUGGCUUGUGAACCAGGAACUGUGCUUAACUAUUCAGCAGGUUUUGAUAUUACAGUUUCUUCCCUGUGUUAGGGCCAGCGUUCAAUGGGUUUAGUUUGGGUUGAUAUUCAGCACUAUAAUAUACUCUAACAGAUAAUUCUUUGAUCCAUCAUUUGGAAUAGUACUAUGGCCGGCCUUUUUUGCUAAGUUUUCAGUGUCAAGUGUGCUAGCUUGUAAUAUCAUAUUAUUUGUCACCUAACUAUUAAUGCUGAUUCCUUCUGUUCCUGCGAGUUUUGUGUUUGAGUAUGUUGUAGGUUGAUAAAAGUUCACUGAUGUUAAGCAAUUUCGACCUAAUUUGUUCUUGAAUUUUUUUUUAUUCAUAUUUAUAAGAAAUCAGAAGCAAAUGAAAUUCAAAUAUGAAGUGAAUUAAAAUCAUGUAUUUUAGCUUACACUAAUGGUCAAAUGUCUAAUACAUCUUCAACUCCUUCACAUUUUGCAUUAACAAUAUUUUACAGACGCAAACAAGUGGGAGUACUUGCAAGUGAGCACUGGAAACACAAGUUGCCAAAAUUCAAUACACCAGAAAAAAAAGCUGAGCUUGAACAGUUUGCUAAGAAGAUCUCUGAUGAAUGUUCACUGCCAGAGGCUGGCUUUUUCACANACAAUAUUUUACAGACGCAAACAAGUGGGAGUACUUGCAAGUGAGCACUGGAAACACAAGUUGCCAAAAUUCAAUACACCAGAAAAAAAAGCUGAGCUUGAACAGUUUGCUAAGAAGAUCUCUGAUGAAUGUUCACUGCCAGAGGCUGGCUUUUUCACAGAUGGUAUUGCUCAGCAUAUUAAAAGCUUCUUCAGUGAGCAACGAAGAUUCCAUAAAAGCAAAAAGGUAUUGGGAUUUAUGUUAAUAUAGGUUGGUUGGCAUUCUAUGAUAUAUUGCGAGAUUUGAAAGGGCAAUAAUACUAAUAAUAAUUAUUACUAAAACAGUCAGCCAUUGGGCAAUAAUUAUUAUUGUCCAAUGGCUGACUGUUUUUCAUCUUGAAGUUGAAUUGUGUCAUUAUAAUAAUUAAUUAUUGCUGAAUAGGUUUCCUAGUCUCUUGGCAACUCACAUCUAUAAUAUUGCAAACCUGCUUCUAUGUUAUGAAAAAGGUGCCAUCAGUGCUUUGGCAUGUUAUUGACAGAAUACCAUCUUCCUAGGUUGUAGUACUACCAUCUUGUUCAGAAUCCAGCUCCAACAGUGAAGUAGAAUUGACACCUCCUCCCAAGUUGCCAUCUAUGGUAAGUCAUGGCAAGAUGCUGCUUGUUUAAUAUGUUAACAUCCUCUUUAAUUACAAUUUAAUACCAUGAAGAGAGCAAAAGCAGGUGUUGAGUCUAGGCAAUAAUAACUUUUUCAGUCAAUCAGGUGCACUGUUUUUUUUUUAAUGUGCAAGAUAUAUAAUUUAUUUGAGGGUGGUGCUUUCUAACAAAUCAUAGCAAAAUGAAGUAAUGCACUGCAUGCUUAAUUCUUUUAAACAGCCCAAAGAAGAGGAUGAAAAGAAUGCCAAGAAAAAAAGAUUUUCUCCACCUGAGGUAUUGCAAUGGAAACCUGUUUAAGCCUUUUAUAAAGGAAAAUAUUUGUCAUGAUGAAAAGGUACAUAUAAUCAUGGUGUGGGGUUGUGUUGGGUCUUCAGCUUCAAGCUGGAACACUUAAACACUUUUCAAAUGUUUAGGAUUUUCAUGAAAAGGCAACUUAAUGCACCUCAAAUGGUUGUUGUUUUAAAUCCUUCCUGGCCAUCUUCCCAAUAAAUUUUGACAACCUGUCAAGUUAAGAUUUUAUUGAAUUUUUGCACAACGAAGGUGAUAAUCUUGUACUGCACUACCUCAGUUACAAUCAAGGAUCAUUUUUCCCAUUAUCAGUCAGGUUGUAGUCACCAUGCAAAAACACUUAAGUAAAAUUCACUUUAAAACCUAUAAAGCUUGUAUUUGUCAAAUCGCUGUAAAUUUAAGGCUCUACUGUGUGUCUUUAGGAUGAUGAUGAUAACCAUUCAGAGGGGUCCACAGAUACAAUGAUAGUAAAUGAGGAAGAAGAAGCCUCUGGAGAAUCAGCUGAACCAGAUAUCAGAGAUAACAAGAUGUCCAAAAAGUCAGCAAUGGUGAUAAUUAAAGCAGUAACUGAAAAAAUUCCAGAUAGAGAAGAACUGGUCAAACAGUUAAAAGGAAGGUUUCAGGUUACCUAA
Porites evermanni is the source of this 2926-nucleotide messenger RNA. NCBI's taxonomy places the organism in Eukaryota, Metazoa, Cnidaria, Anthozoa, Scleractinia, Poritidae. The record is from the annotation of a GenBank genome assembly.